Molecule: messenger RNA, 823 nt
Organism: Sinocyclocheilus grahami
Lineage: Eukaryota; Metazoa; Chordata; Actinopteri; Cypriniformes; Cyprinidae
Product: heterogeneous nuclear ribonucleoprotein D-like
Exons: 4
Coding region: 212-823 (203 amino acids)
Biological process (GO): regulation of gene expression
Cellular component (GO): chromatin; nucleoplasm
Molecular function (GO): poly(G) binding; poly(A) binding
Source: RefSeq, a predicted model, not a curated record
UGAAGUUGGUUCGCAACCCGCCAUCAAACCAAAAGAAGAAGAGGCAGCAGAAGCCCCGCCCACUCGCUUCCGCCCGCUGCGGCUCCCGUCACUGAUCUCCGUCCGCCAUCUUCAUCAGCGCGGCACUGUGUUCGUCUCGGAGGCUUUGAGCUGCAGAACACGCCGUCCUAUAAUCCGGUACACCGUACGAGCAAACUACACGUCUUCCAGAAUGCAGGCCGAAGAGCAAGGCGACUUCAGCACCGACGAGUUCCCAGAGGGCUCCAAAAUAAACGCCAGUAAAAACCUGCAGGACGACGGGAAAAUGUUCAUCGGUGGACUCAGUUGGGACACCAGCAAGACAGACCUCACUGACUACCUGUCCAAGUUCGGAGAGGUCCUUGACUGCACCAUCAAAACAGACCCCAUGACGGGCCGCUCCAGGGGCUUCGGCUUCGUGCUCUUCAGAGACGCUGAGAGCGUCGAUAGGGUGCUAGAGCUGAAGGAGCACAAGCUGGAUGGGAAGCUGAUCGAUCCCAAGAGAGCCAAAGCCAUGAAGGGCAAGGAGCCGCCCAAGAAGGUGUUCGUCGGCGGUCUGAGUCCAGACACGUCCGAGGAGCAGAUCCGGGAGUACUUCGGAGCUUAUGGGGAGAUUGAAAGCAUCGAGCUGCCCAUGGACACCAAAACAAACGAGAGGCGGGGAUUCUGCUUCGUGACGUACGUUUCAGAGGAUCCCGUUCAUCAGCUGCUGGAGAACAGAUACCAUCAGCUUGGUUCAGGGAAGGUGUGUGGAUAUCAUCAUUAUAUUAUAUUUGACAGACAUGCGUACCUAGAUCUGCAUUAA